GUACAACUCUGUGUGAGUCGGACUUUGCACUCUACUCUCUGCUUGAUUCUCUCUCUAUCUCUCUCUCGUAUCUCUGAGGACUUGCGAUUGCUUCGUCUCUGUUGACUUUGUAGCUCUCUGUUGUGAGCAACUUGCCGGGAAUGAGGGAGAUGGACAGGGGGAAGGCGAUGCGCCACUACGCCGUCGUAUUGGCGGUGUUGCUGCUUGGCAGUGCAACGGAAGUUGUGAGAUCGGAUGCGUCGGAUCACCGGUACAAGCAAGGAGAUGAGGUCCCUCUGUACGCCAACAAGGUCGGCCCUUUUCACAACCCUAGUGAAACGUACAUGUACCAUGACUUGCCCUUCUGUUCACCAGCCAAUGUUGAAAAGAAAUCAGAAGCACUUGGUGAGGUAUUGAAUGGAGAUCGUUUAGUUCAUUCCCUUUACAAACUUGACUUCUUAGCUGAUAAAGAGUCCGAGGUAGUUUGCAAGAAAAAACUGUCAAAGAGUGAUGUGGAGAAAUUCCGACAUGCUGUUGCAGAGGACUACUAUUUCCAAAUGUACUAUGAUGACCUGCCAGUUUGGGGUUAUAUUGGCAAGGUUGACAAAGAAAGGAAAUCUGACCCCAGUGACUACAAGUAUUACUUAUUUAAGCAUCUCCAUUUUGAGAUCUUCUACAAUAAAGAUCAAAUCAUUGAGAUCAUUGCAAGAGCUGAUCCUAGUGCCAUGGUUGACAUCACUAUGGAUAAGGAACUUGAUGUAGAUUUCAUGUACUCUGUGAAAUGGAAGGAAACAAAUACUCCUUUUGAGAAAAGGAUGGAAAAGUUCUCACAAAUCUCUGCAUUGCCACAGCACCUGGAGAUCCAUUGGUUCUCAAUUAUAAAUUCCUGUGUCACAGUUCUGCUCUUGACUGGUUUUCUUGCAACAAUUUUGAUGCGAGUCCUCAAAAAUGACUUUGUGAAAUAUGCCCAUGAUGAGGAAACAGCUGAUGACCAAGAGGAAACUGGGUGGAAGUACAUUCAUGGUGAUGUUUUUAGGUUCCCAAAGCACAACUCUCUGUUUGCUGCAGCACUUGGAUGCGGGACACAGCUCUUCACCCUUGCAAUAUUUAUAUUUUUACUUGCACUUGUUGGGGUGUUUUACCCAUACAACCGGGGAGCUCUUUUCACUGCAUUGGUGGUUAUAUAUGCACUGACAUCUGGGAUUGCGGGUUACACUGCAGCCUCAUUCUAUUGCCAACUUGAGGGAACAAACUGGGUUAGGAAUUUAUUGUUGACUGGAGCCCUCUUUUGUGGACCACUGUUUCUCACUUUCUGCUUCCUAAAUACUGUUGCCAUUGCUUAUGGUGCUACUGCAGCCUUGCCAUUUGGUACUAUUGUGGUCAUCUUCCUGAUAUGGGCUCUUGUAACAUCACCUUUACUUGUCUUGGGUGGGAUUGCUGGAAAGAAUAGCAAGUCAGAAUUUCAAGCUCCCUGCCGAACAACCAAAUAUCCUCGAGAGAUCCCACCAUUACCUUGGUAUCGUGGAACAAUUCCUCAAAUGGCCAUGGCAGGAUUCUUGCCAUUCAGUGCCAUCUACAUUGAACUUUACUAUAUAUUUGCCAGUGUUUGGGGUCACAGGAUUUACACCAUUUACAGCAUCUUAUUCAUAGUCUUCAUUAUUCUUGUGAUUGUUACUGCCUUUAUUACGGUGGCUCUGACCUACUUUCAACUUGCUGCCGAAGAUCAUAAAUGGUGGUGGAGGUCUUUUCUGUGCGGUGGAUCAACUGGCUUGUUCAUCUACGGUUACUGUCUAUAUUACUAUUAUGCACGAUCAGAUAUGUCAGGCUUCAUGCAGACAUCAUUUUUCUUCGGGUACAUGGCUUGCGUAUGUUAUGCCUUCUUUCUCAUGCUUGGAGCUGUUGGUUUCCGGGCAGCACUGUUUUUUGUUCGCCAUAUAUACCGCUCAAUCAAGUGCGAGUAAGCAGCAAGGCGUCCUGUUUAUUUUGUGCCAUAGCGUAUGUUUUUCUUCUCAGCAUUCAGAUCGAGACAUGAUGCGAAGCAAGUAGAAAAGUCACGUGAUAUAUAAACUAGGAUUAAUGACAGGCAACAUGGAUGAGCGUUAUGUAUCCAGGCAGAUGAAGAUCAAACUAGUUGAACUUGAUAGCAUCAUGCUUUAAUGGCAGUUAGUAUCUUCUCAUUAGUAAUUUCUUCCCUCCUCUGUCUGCUUGCAGGAUCUUCAAUCUGUAGGUAAAAAACAUUAUGGAUAUGUUAUGCUUGUUGAAUUCUGUAGUCUUGUUGCACAAUUUCAUGUCAGCCAUGAAAAAGGUUAGAUGUUAGUUUUAAGGGAGAAAAUAUUAUUGUUUUAUUUUCAUUUUUGAUUUCACAAUUGUUAUGUCACUUUCACGUUUGGUAAGUAUAAUUUUUAUCACAUUUGGUGGAUGAUUUUUAUUUUUA
Molecule: messenger RNA, 2413 nt
Organism: Ipomoea triloba (trilobed morning glory)
Lineage: Eukaryota; Viridiplantae; Streptophyta; Magnoliopsida; Solanales; Convolvulaceae
Product: transmembrane 9 superfamily member 2-like
Exons: 8
Coding region: 141-1940 (599 amino acids)
Biological process (GO): protein localization to membrane
Cellular component (GO): membrane
Source: RefSeq, a predicted model, not a curated record